GAGUUGCCUUGUCCGCUGCCCUGCUUAAGAAGUGUUAAGCAAAAUACCAAAAUCAGAGUCUAAGCAGAAAUUGCCACAGAAAACUGCAAGCAAAGCAGAAAGCAGCAGCAGCCGCACACACCAAGUAAUAAGCAAAAUUGAAAACGCAAUUAAAUGUUUAAUGCUCGUCGUCAUCGUGUCCCAAAGAGUGUGUGUGAAACUUUUUUAAUAACUUAUUAAAUUAUGCAACACUGCGUCUUACAAAAUCAUACGCACUUUUCCAACAAUAACAACUGCAUCAACUAAAAUAAAACGUCAACGCGCGUCUCUUAAAUAAUCGACAACAUCAGCCAACAGCCGACCAGUCAACAGUAAGCUGCUGCGGCCAAACAAAACAAAUUAUUUAAACAAAAUUGUUGCUGUUGUUGUUUUGAUUAUCAAAUCAUCGAAGCAACGAAGCAGCAGCCACCCAGCCAGCCACGCAUUUGUUGUCAUCUCGUGUAUCGGCGUGUGUCCGUGUGCCGCGUGAGUGUGUGUUUGUGUGCUUAUUGUGACCGUGUCUGCGAAUGUGUCACAUUUUUCUACAGCAAGAUAAAACAAGAAAUACAAAGUCGGAGUGAAGAGAAUUGUUGUCUUUGGUUCUGUUCUAUUCUGUCCGCGCAAAUUACCAAAUACCGCGCAUCGAAUGCUCUUUUCUGUUUUAUGUUUUACCGGCAUUUCAGUGACGUCACGCCGUGCUCUACAAUAAUAACAACUAGAAGAACAACACCAACAACAAGAGCGAAUUAAUGCAGCAGACGCCGCCUACGCCUACGUUAAAGCCAUAAAGUCAAUUCGCUCGCGUCGCAGUCGCACUCACAGUCGCAGUCGCAGUAACAGUCGUCGUCAUCGCCAGCGUCGUCAGCGUCAGCGCCAUCGCCGGCGUCAACAUCGCAACAACGCCAGCUUUUUCGUCUUCGGCUCAGCUGCUGAGCGAGCGCGUGUUUUUUUUUCUUCUGAUAUUUUGUGCUUGAAAACAAAUUCGAAAAUACAUUUUUAUUCACAAUAGAAAAAGAAAAGAAACCCACAACAAUUUUAACUACAACAACAGCAACAUCGAAGCGUUACUGAGCUGUUUUGUGUCUCACAAUCAGCUAUAAUUCGUGUCCGUGUCCGUGUGCGUGUGUGUGUUAGUACGUUGCGCGUGUUUUUGUGCUUAACACUUAGCAGCCGAAUCAACAACAAGAGCUAAACGCAAUAGCAGCUUCAGAUACAAGAACCGCAUCAACUACAAGAACAACGCCAGGCGCCUCAUCAGCUGUGGAGCACAAGAUAAUGUAAAAUCAGCGUAUGCUCAAUGAAUUAAAAAAGAAAACAAAAUUUUCUAAACAAAAACACAUACAAGAAAAGAAAAAAACAACUCAUUAAGCUUUUCCAAAUACAGAGCCAAGCCUCUCAACAGCUAUCUAUGAACGUUGAAAUCAAAAUUAAACUCGAGAACUAAAGCUAAAUAAAUUAAAGUAAAGCGGAACUAUACGAACGGCUUCAAUACCCAGCAGCUAUCCCCAGCUUUGUUCUUUAAGUGUAAACGCUAUAAGCACACAAACAAAAGAAACUCUCAUACAAACGCUACCAUAUAUCUAUAGAUAUACGUAUUUCUAUUUAUAUGCUAUAUACAUAUAUAUAUACCUAAUUAUAUAGGGUGCCGAAAUUUGCUGCUAAAGCGUAAAAAGUUUAAUUUUUGGUGUGAGCAAGAAUUCCAGCUAAGAGCCUCAAAGUAGACAACGCGUCGGAGCUCGUCAUAACGCAAAACUGUAACGCGCGUCACGUAUACGUAACACUUUCUAGUCGCCAGCUAAGUUACGCCCCCAUCCACAAAAAUAUUUAUAUACACACACACACAGACACACACAAGACACACGUAUACUCUGUAUAUCCAAAGCCGCUCUCUGUACUCUGGUAACUGUGUGGAGACUGCAAAGAUGGCCAGCGUUGUUAACAUGAAUAGCCUGUUGAAUGGCAAGGACUCGCGCUGGCUGCAAUUGGAGGUCUGUCGUGAAUUCCAGCGAAACAAAUGCUCCCGUCAGGAUACCGAAUGCAAAUUUGCACAUCCGCCGGCCAAUGUGGAGGUGCAGAACGGCAAGGUCACCGCUUGCUACGACAGCAUUAAGGGACGUUGUAAUCGUGAUAAACCGCCGUGCAAAUAUUUUCAUCCACCACAGCAUCUGAAGGAUCAAUUAUUGAUAAAUGGUCGUAAUCAUUUGGCUCUGAAGAACGCACUAAUGCAACAGAUGGGCAUCACGCCCGGCCAGCCGGUUAUAUCGGGACAAGUGCCAGCAGUGGCCACAAAUCCCUAUUUGACCGGCAUACCAGCCAGCACAUACAGUCCAUAUUAUGCGCCCGGACAUUUAGUGCCUGCUUUACUGGGUCCCGAUCCAACAGCCGUCGCCUCACAACUGGGACCGGUGGUGCCGCAAGCGGUGCAGGUGGCACAACAGAAAAUACCACGCUCCGACAGAUUAGAGACAUCACCUGUUACGGCUGCUACACUGACACAACAACAACAACAACAACACCACCACCACCACCAACAACAACAACAGCAUCAGCAACAACACCUUGCCAACAACACCAUCCCAACGGCUGGCGGCGUUGCUGCCGCUGGCACAGCAACAACAACAACAACACCCACAAGCAACGCUGCCGCUGCUGCUGCUGCCGCCGCCGCCGCUGCUGCUGUCAUGGGCCAUGCACUGGAAGUGGGCAAGAAGCGUGCAGCGGACACUACUGAUAUGUUUCCACUGAUGGAUGUUAAAACCGCUGGUUCAUUUUACUAUGAUAAUUUCCAAUUCUCUGGCAUGGUGCCGUUCAAACGUCCAGCUGCCGAAAAGUCUGGCAUUCCAGUGUAUCAACCCGGUGCGACAACCUAUCAACAACUAAUGCAGCCCUACGUGCCAGUCUCAUCAAACAAUAAAAUACCCUUAAACGCUUCCUGUGUUAUCUACACCGAUGCAAGUGGACAGUUACUGGACACCCUCCCGGUGUGCCAAGAUUUUAAUAGAUCUAUGUGCAGUCGGUUAAAUUGUAGAUUCGUUCAUUUAACUGAAGAUGACAAAGUCGAGGUAAUUGAUCAACGUGUUGCUGUCUGUCGCGAUCAUGCCAACAGCCAAUGUCGUCGCAAACAAUGUAAAUACUACCACAUACCGAUUGUCUUGCCACCGGCUAAUAUCAUGGCCGCCAUGAUUACCAAUCCUAAUGAGCAGCAGACAGCGGCGGCGGCCAAUGCCACAGCUAUUGUUGCUCCCACAACAGCAGCAGCGGCAGCAACUGGCGGCUACAACAGCAACUUGAUCAUCAUUGAGCCGCAUCAUCAGCAGCAACACCACCAGCAGCAGCAGCAGCAGCAAUUCAGUUACCACACUAACAACAAUAAUUAUUACCACAUCAACAACAACAAUAGCAACAUUGGCAAUGCAAACAAACCAGCUGCACAUACCAGCAACAUCUAUCAGCAGCAACAGCAACAGCAACAACACCCACACAUGCCCCCCAUGGCCGCCACCUACCACAGCGCCUCGCCCUACUCGCCGUCAUCGGCCUCCUCGUCAUCGUCCUGCUCGAUAGCAACCUCCCCUACCCUCUCGUCGGCCACAACUCUGUCAACCACAUCGACAGCAACCAUGCCCACACCCCAGCAGCAAUAUGCAACAGCCCCGGCAGCAUUUCUGAAGGCAGCACCAACUCCUUUAGCUAUGGGGCCGGGUAACGCGACAACCUAUUAUGAUGCCGCACCAACCCUGGUCUUAAGCAGCGAUUACAAUUCGAAUUGUAUACCGAUUUUGGCGGCAACCCAGGCUCAGGCGCAAUUCAUUUCGUUGUCGGCACCCCAGCAACAUUUGCUGAAAUACACGCCGGCGCAACAACAUCAGCAGCACGCCUACAUAGGACAUCAGCCACAAAUGCAGCAGCAACACCAUCACCAUCACUAUCAGGCACCGGUGGGCACUGUGGUGGCCACCACGGUGGCUGCGAUGCCCGCCACAACACUCACUGUGACACCAGCCACGGGGGGGUCGCCGUCGAACUGCAUCUAAGAACGACAGGGGGGCGUACUUUUCUUAAACACGUACUGAUAUCGAAAAGAAACUUUUCGAAUGGGUUAUGCUGGAACUCUGAUAGUAUGAGCCAGUAUUGUACUUGUAGUCAUUGUAGCGGGCCUAAACAUAAGUUUCAAAACUUGAAAUCAUAGUGUUAAUUCGAAUUUUUCACGUUCUAGUUUUGAUAAUCUGAAAUUGGACGAUAUAUGUUUUUGUCUAAUUCCCCACACAGACACUAUUUGGCAUUCUAUAGUAAUUGCUUUGAUGGUCUUCAACUUACAUACAAGUAUUCACACUUAGCACACUUACAAGUAUUCACCUCUCUACACGCAAACACACAGACCCACGGAGACACAGCCCUAAACGUGCAAGUUGGCGACUGUAAGGCCCUUCUCAAAAUCCGAAGAGCAUUUGGACUCACACUGUUAGACUCGAGCAGGCAAUCUACAUACAACUCUAAUAUGAAUAUGAAUAUUGAUGAAAACAAAAUGUUGAUACGAACUAUUUACAACAAACAAAUAUUAUGACAACUCUACAAACAUUUUUCGUACGUACGUAUAGCAAGACUUCAACUUAAGCGUGUUGUAAGCAUAAAAAAGAAAACUACUUAAUUGACAUACUCGUCGUACAUAAAUGGCAUACAAUACACAAAAGUGAAAAUAUUGAGUGACCGCUCUACAAUAUUAGCAAACAAAUAAGUUUGAAUUAAAAGAAAGGGUGUUUAGUGUUGUUAAAUAAAUAAAUGUAAGAAAACAAAACUAAAUUAGCAAUUUAAAAUUGAACUCGAUAAAUGGGAGAGCGCAGUUGCAAAAAUUAAAAUUAGUUUCAAACUAUUUUAAAAUCUAGAGUUCCAUAUUUCAAUGAAAACAAAAACAAAAAUAAAAAAGAAGCAUUAGUAUUUAAAGUGUUAAUAUUACAAAUAGCAUUCAACAAAAUUGUAACUUUUAGACGCGGCCGGCACAAACAAAAGGAAAACAGUCGAAAUUAAUCAAAACAACAUUUGUAGUCCACCAGGAACAGAUAAGCCUAAGCUGCUAAAACCAUAAAAAGGUAUGUUUAAACGCGAAGAAGAAGAAGAAAAACAAAAAUACAGUCACGUCCUAUUUUUGCAACAACGAUUUAAAGCCAGUGCAUAAAAUGGAUGAAAACAACUAAAAUGAAAAUACGAUAAAUAUUUGAUGAGAACAUUUUUAAAGCCGUAUUCCUUUUUUUACAUUUUAUAAACAAGAUAGUAAAUCAGCAAAUACAACAAAGCAAUUCAAAUAGGAUGAACAUAUUUUUUUAUAUACCAUAUAACACAAUACCGAUAGCAAAAAAAAAACAAAAAAAAAAUUCAAAAGAAGAAAGGAAAAACAUCAAAAAAUACACUAAAAUGUAAUCAAAUCUUAGCUGUAAGCAUUUUUGCGACAACAGCUACAGCUAGCCAUACAAAAAACAACAGCAACACUUUUUUUUAACGGUGUAUUAUUAAUUUAGCUGAAAUCUCUAGCGAAUUAAAAACGACUUCAUAAUUCACAUACAACACACACAUAUUGACUACUAAAGCCACAAUAAAAACUAAAUUAAAAGAUUUAAUAUAAAAACAAGUACUGUAUCUUCCUAUGCAAAAAACAAAAAACGAAAAUACUUAAAAAGAAAAGAAAAAAAACUAAAAAUAGUAAUAAUAAUUCGUAAGCAAAACAAAAACAAAAUAUCUUAGAUCUUUCCUACUUUCAGACUUGAGUUGCAGUUAGCGCUGUUGUAAGUAAAUUUAAUUUAUUCGUAAAGAUACAACAAAAGAAACAAAAUAACGACGAUUAUAUACAUAUAUACAUAUGAAGAAGGAAACUACUUAAUAUAUGCAUAUAUUUAUGUAUAUAGAAUCGCAAGGAAAACAAACAAACAAAAUAUAUAUACAUACAUACUUAUAUAUUUAUUAACGGCAACUAAAACAUGAAAUGUGAUCUUUUAAAGAAACAAAAAUAAUAAGGAAGCAAAUAAAACAUCAAUACUUAAAUUAACGAGCAACGUAAUUUACACAAUUUGUAAAAAUUGGAUAAAGGUAAAACAUUUUUUAACACCCGAACACACACAUGAAUACGAGUAUGCGUAGUGGUAAUCAAUAUUAGAGCAUUACGAACUAUUUUCAUAUUCGACACACACACACGCAAACACACACACACUCACAUACAAUACUUACAAUACAGAGAUUGGUUACAACAUGAAAUCAAUUUACAAUUAUAGUAACAAGAACAUACAUAAUUAAGUUAAAGAAUAAUCGACUUAGCUAAACUCGUUGACAAAUACAUGUAUGUAUGAAGCGCAUUCGAUGUGUGCUUUCAAUAAACGGGUACAUAUACAUUUAAGGGCUGGUUAUAAUAUACGGAAAUUUGUUCCUUAAUUUUGACAUGCAUAUCUUAGGUAACAUCGAUUCGUCUCGAUUCCCCUCCUAGUAACAUGUUCUUCUCAUCAACAUACAUCAUACAUACCCGUACAUAGUAUACCUAGUGUCCCAUAUUCACGUCUACAAUGCAUAAAUACUCCAAAUAUUCGAGAUAUUCGAUAUGUUCGAGAACUUUAAGCUAAGCUCGUUGCUUUCCAAGCCAAGUCUCUAUCCAGCCUACUAAACUUUAUCUAGAGCCUAACUCUUAAAAAAAUACCAAACAAAACAAAAUCCAACUACAAUGCCUAAUAAGUUUCCGUCCAUUAUAAGCAGACCUUAAAUCUAUAUGCAUGACGCUUGCAACAACAACAGCAAGUGCAACGACUAAGCCAAGUUGCAUACUACGAACAACUAAAAAGUUAUAAAUAAAACUAAAUUAAUGAGCAUCUACCCAACUACAUACACACAAACACACACACACACACUGACACACAGACACACCUUAACAAAUAUUUGAAAGAUAAAACAUUUAGCCAACACACACUAAUCUCCACACAUCUUAGCAGUUAAACAAUAACUUUUACGUACGUAUGUAUAACAACAAAUUGAUAAUAAAUAAUGUGCAGCAAGAGGGAAGGACAACAACAACAACAACAACAAAAACAGAAGAAAAAUUAAAUUGUUCUACACAUAUAGUAAAUAGCGAGUAAGUCGGCGAAGGAUAGCAUUAAAAAUAGUGUCAUUGUAUGUAUAAAUACAUAAGUGAGUGUUUAUGCAGCGUCUUUUGUUUAACUUACAAAGGAAGUGCGAUCAACAACAACUGUAAAUGUUGUCGAUUUGUAACUCUGGCAUGCCUUGCAUGCGGAAUUACGUUGUGGGUGUAAACUAGAAACGAAACUUUUGUUUGCCUUAAAGUUCUAUUAAGUAACAACAAUUCAAAAAUGAAACAACUAUGUACUUUAUAUUGAAACAUCUGAAGAGUAAACACUACUCGUACUACAUACUCGUGCAUACAUACAUAGUUUUUCAUUUGAUUAAUCAUGCAUACACGUAUAUAGUACGAUACAGCGAUUACUUGAUGGGUGCGGUUGCAAGAAGCUCCGAGGAAAUCGUGAAAAUGAAUAUUUAAAUGUAAUUAAUUAUGUGUGUGUAGUCAUUUUUUCAAUAUACGAACGAGUACAUACGUACAUACCUACAUAAGUAAUAGUUUUAUUGUUAAUUUUAGUUCAUACUCUUAC
This is a messenger RNA of Scaptodrosophila lebanonensis, 7655 nucleotides long. RefSeq names its product muscleblind-like protein 1 (gene mbl). The transcript is spliced from 10 exons. The coding region runs from base 1941 to 4052 and encodes 703 amino acids. The record is from RefSeq and is a predicted model, not a curated record. Gene Ontology annotation, molecular function: metal ion binding. NCBI's taxonomy places the organism in Eukaryota, Metazoa, Arthropoda, Insecta, Diptera, Drosophilidae.